UUUUAAAACACUUCUCCGUCUGAUAAAAUGAAGGGGAAGAUAGCAGAUGAAGUCCUGCGACCUCCCACCUCCCAAACAAAAGCCCAGAAGCGACCCGCGAGAGCCAAACCCAUCGCCGCCGCUACCAGUGCAAAGAAGCUUUGCAAAGAGCCAAACAAUGCAAUGCCGACAGCAUCACCACUACCUCCCCCACAACAACCAAAUCUCGCCGGGCCCCCCUUCUCCCCUUUGCCGGAGGAGAUCAGCCUCAUCUUUGAUGGUGCUUUGGAGCUCGACGGAUGGUCUUGGGGCGCAGUUGACGAGGAGAAGCUUUUGGGUUGGUUCCCCUUUGUAGAAGAAGACUUCUCGAGUUUUUGCUCGGAGAGUCGAGGAUCUUCAGGCUUCUUCUGGGAGGAUUACCAUGAUAUAUGGCAUCUCAAGCACAUCCAUGAGAUCCCCAAUUCGGCAAAUAGAUGAAGUAAUCCCGAUUGAAUGAUACAUUUCGGUGGAGAAUUUGGGAGAAGCAGGGAGUAGAAAUGGUGGGUUAGUGUUUUGUCGGCAAUUAAUUUUUUUUUUAAUCUUUAUAAAGAGUAGUUUGUAUUUCUUCAUGGAAAGAAUCGAAUUUAGCAAUGUGAUUCUUCUUGAAGUGGAAAUUUCUGUUGUAUGAAUAUUUGCAAU
Messenger RNA from Phalaenopsis equestris, 657 nucleotides. RefSeq lists its product as uncharacterized. The transcript has a single exon. NCBI's taxonomy places the organism in Eukaryota, Viridiplantae, Streptophyta, Magnoliopsida, Asparagales, Orchidaceae. The coding region runs from base 28 to 456 and encodes 142 amino acids. The record is from RefSeq and is a predicted model, not a curated record.